Molecule: messenger RNA, 2020 nt
Organism: Gambusia affinis (western mosquitofish)
Lineage: Eukaryota; Metazoa; Chordata; Actinopteri; Cyprinodontiformes; Poeciliidae
Product: dehydrogenase/reductase SDR family member 13-like
Exons: 5
Coding region: 92-1042 (316 amino acids)
Source: RefSeq, a predicted model, not a curated record
CAUUCAGGAAGUGGCUGUUUGUUGGAGUAAGAGCCAGUGAACUCUGCAACGGCUCCCUCUGCUCCCUCAGUGCAGCUCAAAGGCAGCAACAAUGUUCUGGAUUCUCCUGGUUCUGGGUCUCGUCGUCCUCGCUUACAUUUUCCGUCAAGUUGUGCUAAUAGGAAGGAGCUGCAAGAGCAACGCAAAGCUGCAUGGGAAAACUGUGAUAGUUACUGGCAGCAACACUGGCAUAGGGAAGGCCACGGCCAUAGAGCUGGCCAAAAGAGGAGCCAGAGUGAUCCUGGCCUGUCGCAGCAAGCAGAGAGGAGAAGCUGCUCUGCAGGACGUCAAGAGGGAGAGUGGCAGUGGUCAGGUGGUGUUCAUGCAGCUGGACCUGGCUAGUCUCAAGUCGGUCCGCAGCUUUGCAGAGAACUUCCUGAAGACAGAACCCAGACUGGACAUCCUGAUCAACAAUGCAGGUGUCCUCCUGAUAGGUCGAACAGAGGACGGAUUUGGUUUGAUGUUUGGCGUCAACCAUCUUGGUCACUUCCUGUUAACCAACCUGUUACUGGACCGGCUGAAGGAGUGCGGACCAAGCAGGGUGGUGAAUGUGUCGUCUGCGGCCCACAACUGGGGAAGAGUCGACUUUGACUGUCUCAACACGCACAGAGAUCUGGGAGUAGGAACAUCAGGGUUAGACUGCUUCAGAGUUUACGGCGACAGUAAGCUGUGCAACGUUCUCUUCACCCACGAGCUUGCCAAGAGACUGAAGGGAACCAAGGUCACUUGCUACUCCCUCCAUCCAGGGGCCAUCCAGACUGAGCUGGGCAGGAACACAGAUGGGACCAUUCACGUGAUUUUUUCGAACCUUGGAAAGCUUUUCUUCAAGACUCCGCUCCAGGGAAGCCAAACCACUCUGCACUGCGCCCUGCAGGAGGGCAUCGAACACCUCAGUGGGCACUACUUCUCCAACUGCACCGCAAGUAACGUCUUCGCCAAGGCCAGGGACGAUGCCGCCUCAAAGAAGCUGUGGGACAUCAGUGAGAGGUUCUGUGGCAUCUAAAGAGUGUUUUAAUCCUGUUCAAAUAAAAUCCAUUAUUUCUUUAAGAGUAGGAAUAUGCUGUAGAGAAUAUGCAACAUGUGCUCCUUGUAAGAUAUCUUGUUUAACUUACAAUCCUUGAGGCCUAUGAUACUGGGAAAACUAUGAGGACUUUAUUAGGACAUGGAUACAUAAGAAAACAUCAACAACACGUUUUCCAUGAUAGGCCAAGUUUGUAUAUACAGCAACUUAACCAGCUAAUGGGAGACAAGUAUGGAAUUAAUAUAAAUCUGUCACAUUUUGCAACUAACGCAUUAUCUGCACAUAUGCACACUGCUGAAUGAGACUUGUAUUAUUAAGAGAACGUAUAAAACAUAGAAAUCUCGAUAGUUCUUUUGGGACUAUUGACCUUGGAAGAGUACAGCUUUGGAUCAACUUGUGUAUGUCUAUAAGUUGAUGAUGAAUGGAGGUCGAAUUUGCAAACUACAAGGAUUUCCUGUUUUCAACUUUGACGUUACCCACAACCAUAAAGUUUAGAAUUUAGGCUUUUCUAUUAGCCAUUGUUCACAGAUCAAGACACAAGCAGAAAAUAUCUGAGGGAGCUAAGAAGCUGCAACACUGACACUCAUGUUAUGUCCCAGAAACGUGUCAGGGAGAAAAAGACCACCCAAGGCCUGCAGGCAGUCCUGAAAGAACAGGGAUGAGUCACUGCCACUGCUCUGACUCUGCAGAUGAAGCCUGCAGUGUUGCACGCUUUAACUUUUCAUUUCUGUGACAAAUCUUGUCCGUUUCCAUCUGGACCUGUGCCACACCGCUACAGCAGUGGUCAUCAGGCAAGAGGCAGAGUUCUAGGGUACGUCCUGGGCGGGUCGCCAACCCGUUACGGUGCAGCACAAUUUGACAUUUUGUAAAUAAAUUUGCUUAAUUGAAACAUGCCAAUUGUGAAAAAAACAAAAAAGAGAAAUCAUGUUUUCCAAUAAACAUCAUGUUUUUGCACUAGGA